Molecule: messenger RNA, 1655 nt
Organism: Myiozetetes cayanensis
Lineage: Eukaryota; Metazoa; Chordata; Aves; Passeriformes; Tyrannidae
Gene: TUBB4B
Product: tubulin beta 4B class IVb
Exons: 3
Coding region: 75-1505 (476 amino acids)
Biological process (GO): microtubule cytoskeleton organization; mitotic cell cycle
Cellular component (GO): cytoplasm; microtubule
Molecular function (GO): GTP binding; GTPase activity; structural constituent of cytoskeleton
Source: RefSeq, a predicted model, not a curated record
GCGGUUGCCUCACGCAGUCAGAGUCGGUUGGGGGAAGGUUGGGAUCCGAGUAAGCGCUCGCAGCAGCCGCCAUCAUGAGGGAGAUCGUGCACCUGCAGGCCGGGCAGUGCGGCAACCAGAUCGGGGCCAAGUUCUGGGAGGUGAUCAGCGACGAGCACGGCAUCGACCCCACCGGCACCUACCAUGGGGACAGCGACCUGCAGCUGGAGCGCAUCAAUGUCUACUACAACGAGGCCACAGGUAGGGCCGGGCCCCUCCCGAGCCGCCCCCACUUCCCCCGGGCUCCCCGCGCCCCCCCCGGCGCCGCAGUGACGGCUCUCGCUGUGUUCGCAGGCGGCAAGUACGUGCCCCGCGCCGUGCUGGUGGACCUGGAGCCCGGCACCAUGGACUCGGUGCGCUCCGGGCCCUUCGGGCAGAUAUUCAGGCCGGACAACUUCGUGUUCGGUCAGAGCGGAGCAGGAAACAACUGGGCAAAGGGCCAUUAUACGGAAGGUGCUGAAUUAGUCGAUUCUGUGUUAGAUGUUGUAAGGAAGGAGGCAGAAAGCUGUGAUUGUCUGCAGGGCUUUCAGCUUACUCACUCCCUGGGUGGUGGCACAGGCUCUGGCAUGGGUACCCUUCUCAUCAGCAAAAUCCGUGAGGAGUACCCAGACCGAAUUAUGAAUACUUUCAGUGUGGUGCCCUCCCCUAAAGUGUCAGAUACCGUGGUAGAGCCCUACAAUGCCACGCUCUCGGUGCACCAGCUGGUGGAGAACACGGACGAGACGUACUGUAUCGAUAACGAGGCGCUGUACGACAUCUGCUUCAGAACGCUCAAGUUAACGACCCCCACCUACGGGGACCUGAACCACCUCGUGUCGGCCACCAUGAGCGGUGUCACCACCUGCCUGCGGUUCCCGGGCCAGCUCAACGCUGACCUGCGGAAGCUGGCGGUGAACAUGGUCCCCUUCCCUCGCCUGCACUUUUUCAUGCCUGGUUUUGCCCCGCUCACGAGCCGUGGGAGCCAGCAGUACCGGGCUCUCACCGUGCCAGAGCUCACCCAGCAGAUGUUCGAUGCCAAGAACAUGAUGGCAGCGUGCGACCCCCGCCACGGCCGCUACCUGACGGUGGCCGCCGUCUUUAGGGGCCGCAUGUCCAUGAAAGAGGUGGACGAGCAGAUGCUCAACGUGCAGAACAAAAAUAGCAGCUAUUUUGUUGAGUGGAUCCCCAAUAACGUUAAGACAGCGGUCUGUGACAUUCCACCUCGCGGCCUCAAAAUGUCUGCCACCUUCAUUGGCAACAGCACGGCCAUCCAGGAGCUGUUCAAACGCAUUUCUGAGCAGUUCACUGCGAUGUUCCGCAGAAAGGCCUUCCUGCACUGGUACACGGGCGAGGGCAUGGACGAGAUGGAGUUCACAGAAGCUGAGAGCAACAUGAACGACCUGGUGUCUGAGUACCAGCAGUACCAGGAUGCCACGGCCGAGGAGGAGGGGGAGUUUGAGGAGGAGGCUGAGGAGGAGGCAGAAUAAAGCUAUGCAGUUGAACACCUGUAAAUUUUGUUUAAAGUUGUAUGAACUCUCUCUCAUUCAAAGGUUCUGUUCGUGUUGUGUUAUUAUUGCUGUUUCCGAGUCACUUGCAAUGCUGUACAGGCACCAUUAAAGCAGUUUUCACAGUGCAAA